GGCAACCAGGCACACCACACGCCAGCCUCGCGACCUCCUUCGUUCGGAAGCAAAGCCGAGGAGGACCCCCGUGCGACGACGACUUCCCCACGGCAGAGUUUUCCCCUUUCCCCCAUCCCACCCUCCCUCGCCAAAAUCCUCGAUCCAAAUCCUGACCCCGGCGACGCGGCGGCGGCCAUGCGCAGCUGCUGACGGGCGACGACGCCAGCGACCACGCGCGAGCGGCCAUGGACGAGGGCUACGCCAACCUCCCCACCAGCCACCUCCUCGGCUCCGUCCCCGCUGUGGCUGUGACCCCCGAGGAGAGGAAGGCCGGCGUCCCCGCCGAAGUUGGAAAUGCAACUGCCACCUCGCGCUUGCAGCAGUUUCCGCCUGCUCCUCCUGCUGCCAGUGGAGGAGGGUACCAGCCUCCGGGGAGUCCUCUAGAUGGAGAUGUAGAAACACAGACAAACUGGAAAGGAUACUUCAAUGUUGCCUCUUAUGCUCCAUAUUUCAAUGUUGACACUGAUGUCGUGGUCGACAGGCUCAUCAGUUCAGUUUAUCCAAUGGAUGGAUUUUUCAGGAAGAUAGAUGCUAAUCCUGACAUGUAUGGACCCUUGUGGAUCACCACUACACUGAUAUUCAUGCUGGCUGCGUUCGGAAACUUUGCCACUUAUCUGAUGCAAAGGAAAAGUGAUCUGAAUAUAUGGAACUUUGAUGUUAGCUAUUUCAGUUUGGCAGCAUCAGUCAUGUAUGGUUAUGCUAUCGUGGUACCUGCUGCAUUCUUUUUCCUGUUUCAGUACUUUGGAUCACGCCCAAGCCUUAUCCGAUUUUGGUGUAUGUGGGGCUAUUCUCUGUUUAUCUUCGUACCAGCAUCUAUAUUGCUACUUAUUCCUGUGGAAUUCCUUCGCUGGGUCAUCAUAGCUGGUGCUGGUGGUGCAUCAUCUUGGUUCAUCGCUUUAAACUUGAAGGAAUGCACUGAAGGAGCUGAUAUGAUGGCUUUGAUCGCAAGUGCAUCAGUGCUGCAGUUUGCUCUGGCACUGUUCAUCAAAGUUUUCUUUUUUGCUUGAGAUCUAUUUGGUGUUGCUCAGGUGAGCUGGAUGUUUUCUUUGUCCCCGUCGUUCUGUUCUGCCAUUCAUCUUUCCGAGGACCAGGCAGCGGACUAGUUUUACUCUACAUACAUAUUGACCCUAGAUUGGUAGACCUUGGGAGUGUCUCUUUCUUUUAUGAUUUUUGACUCAUGUAGCUAAGGAAAAUUUACCGUGUGCGUUCCAGUGCGAAGUUACUAAGUUUGCAAUCUAAACUUUGCAAUUGGUGAACUUUCUACCACCGAGCUGUACAAGAACGGUGGUUAGUAAGAAUGGGAAGCUCUUUUUUGGUUUGAACAAUCCAUUGCUGCGAAUGCAUGGCUUUCUCAUGUUUCUAUCCAGCAUAGCUAAUUGAUUCGAAGUA
This is a messenger RNA of Hordeum vulgare subsp. vulgare (domesticated barley), 1431 nucleotides long. RefSeq names its product protein YIPF1 homolog. Gene Ontology annotation, biological process: vesicle-mediated transport. NCBI's taxonomy places the organism in Eukaryota, Viridiplantae, Streptophyta, Magnoliopsida, Poales, Poaceae. Gene Ontology annotation, cellular component: membrane; Golgi apparatus. The record is from RefSeq and is a predicted model, not a curated record. The coding region runs from base 228 to 1049 and encodes 273 amino acids. The transcript is spliced from 7 exons. Gene Ontology annotation, molecular function: small GTPase binding.